Messenger RNA from Fusarium venenatum, 732 nucleotides. RefSeq lists its product as uncharacterized. Lineage: Eukaryota; Fungi; Ascomycota; Sordariomycetes; Hypocreales; Nectriaceae. The record is from RefSeq and is a predicted model, not a curated record.
AUGCCUGCCAUCCCUCCAUCGACGACGAUACCCUCAGACCCAGGACAUCACGGUCUUCUCACUGUCCGCCAAAAUGACGACUCAAGGACAUCAUUUACAGCCGUACCAACAGCCUACAAGAGCGCCGAUACCUCGCUCCACCCCGGCGCCGUCGCUGGCAUCGUUCUCGGUUCCGUAGCGGCCUUCCUCCUCCUACUAUACAUCAUCUACAUGCUUCUUCAUCGUGGUCCCGUCGUUAGACCCAUGGGUGACGGUGCAUCCACGGUUGUCUCUGGCUAUCCUAUGAGCACAGUCACAGGCGAUACGUCCACGUACCUAAGUUUCCGAAGCAGAAGGGACCGCAGGCCAAGGAACAGAUCCCGCAGCAGAGGCACAUCCAGAGCUACAUCCAGGUCCAAGAGAACACGGUCUCGCACAACGGUGCAGUCGAGGGACAGGAGCCGUAGGAGAGGAUCUCCUCUCGUCAGCGAGAGCCAGGCCUCGCGCGUUAUCGUCGAUCCACCCGCUCCACGCUUCGUCCAGGACUCGAUGCUUUCAUCCGACAACGAGAUCGUUGUGGAAGAAGAGCACAGCGUUUCUACGCCCCCGCGUCGUUCACGACGACGCAGUCAGGAUCGGUAUCGUCGAGACCCCUUGAUGAGUGACGGAUACCGGUCAUCGAGGGACUACUCGCCAAGAGACUAUUCGCCGCCCAGGAGAGACAGCAGGAGGAGAUAUAGCCGAGAUCGGUAG